AUGUCGUAUCCGAACCUGCGAAUGAACCUCCCUCCGGGGACACCCCAGAGACCCCUUCCUGGAGCCUUUCUUCAGACUCCAGCUCCGACUCAAAAUGUACCUUCUGCUCCGCAAUCUCGACCGGUCCCUGCUCAGGCCCAUGCCCAGGCCCAGGUCCAGACUCAGACCCCGUUGCCCAGGAUGGCUCCGGCGGUCACCCAGAUAUCCAAUCGGGCCUUGACCGUUGAAGAGCGCGGGGCGCACACGAUCAACAACACAUUGGCCCAAGAAGCUCGGUAUCCUGACUUGGACAGCUAUCUGUCGCAGGGAUUCUCGUCCGAUUAUGAUAUCCCCAUCACCCAAUCAUGGGCCCCCUUCCAGAAAGUCAAAACAUACAACAUCCCCGAUAUGAUCUUCGAUCAAUACAAUCGCGCCCAAGUCUCGACAAGCAUGGGGCUGUUCGCCGAGAUCAACCACGCGUGGGUGGCUAUCGACCACGCGCUCUACCUGUGGGAUUUCACACACCCGAACCCUUCCCUGGUGGGCUUUGAGGAACAACCGAACAGCAUCAAUGCGGUCAAGCUGGUUAAACCGCGCCCGGGAGUUUUCUUACCGGGAGUUACUCACCUGCUGGUGGUAUCGACGACCGCUGAGAUGAUUUUGCUGGGUAUGAGCUGUGAGAAGACACCAAGCGGAGCAUCCACAGUUUCCCUCUUCGAGACGAAGAUGUCAGUCUCCAUUCGCGGCAUGGAUGUUAACGUUAUCACUUCGUCGGAUUCGGACGGUCGUAUUUUCUUUGGAGGCACCUCCGACAACCACGUGUACGAACUCACCUACCAACAAGAGGAACGCUGGUUCCAGAGUCGCUGCGCCAAGGUCAACCGCACGCUCUCCCGAUUAUCGGCUUUCGCCCCCUCGGCAAGCUUGUCCAACCUAGCGCAGAUCGUCUCUCACGAGCACAUGGAGCAGAUGGUCGUGGAUGAAGGCCGGAAAUUGCUGUACACUCUUUCUUCGGAAUCGACAAUCCGAGUGCUUCACAUGAAAUCCGAUGGUACCUUGAAGCUGGCUAUCACUAAGAAAGCGUCUGAUAUUUACGCUAAUAUCGGACAUACAAUCGCAUCCCACGAAACCCUGAACCAGAAGGUGAAGAUCGUCGCUAUCAGCCCGGUCCCUGCAGCGGAGGCGUCUCGAUACCAUUUGGUUGCGACUACGGCUACUGGUUACCGCAUUUUCCUCAGUGCUACUAGUGCGUACUCCUGGAAUGAACCGACUGGAACCAAUGCCCCGACCAGCAUGCAGGCGCAGCAUAUCAAGACUCCGCCAAUGCCAAUGGCAACCGAAUUCAGACCCCCGCUACUCGUGGAGCAAUUCAAUCUCUCACACCCACUCGCAUGGCGACUAGAUUUCCCCCCGGGUUAUUUCUUCUGCUUCACCUGCAAGGAUGCUACACAAAAGGAGGACACAUUGUUUAUCUCCUCUCCCGAUUCUGGCCGACUCGCCCGGCCUCACGAGAGCUCGACUGCAGCUCAAGCACCCGAGUCGGCUAUCUGGAUGAGUCUCGGUGGCAGAGCCGAAGAUAUUGGACUUUGCUCGGCGCCUCUUCCAGCUACAGCUGGUGGAUUCGGUAACGAGAUGGCCGUCCAGUUUGACUAUCCUGCUGCCGAGGUUGCAAUCUUGACUAAUACUGGAAUUUAUGUCAUCCGCCGACGACGCCCGGUAGAUAUCUUUGCCUCGCUCGCACGUAGCGGCAGCCUCAGCCAUGACGGCCUGGACGAGGUUCUGAAGCAAUUCAGUCUCGGAUUCGGUCGAGCGGAAACUCUUGCGACGGCUCUAGCAGUUGCUUGUGGACAGGGCAUGGAGAUUUCAUCCGACCAGCGUUUGACGACAAUCAGCGAUCCGGACGUGUUGGAAUUUGCCCGCAAGAUCUUUGUUGGAUUCGGUGGCAAGCCCACACCGAACCAGGAUAUUAGCGACAACACUGCUCUCACUAUCGAUGACGUGACGCCUUCGCCCCGCCACCAGGGUAUUGCUCUCUACAUCUCGCGUCUCCUCCGGUCGAUAUGGAAGAAGGAGAUUGCUACGGUUGGCAAAGCCCCCAACGGUGCUAUCACAGUCUCCGCCUCUGUGCCAAAUGCCAAGCUUCAGACUGUCCAGCAAAGCCUCUCAUCGCUGCAGGAAUUCUUCAAGGUCAACCGCAGCUUCAUUGAGGGUCUUAGCGGGCCUGAUGCACUUGCUCGGGCGGAGUCCAAGGCGGCGGUGGUUGAACUGCAGGCCGAGCAUCGUGCCGUUCACUCACUUGUGCAGCUGGUCUCACACACUAUAGAAGGCCUGUCCUUUGUCCAGGUUCUGUUUGAUGAGCGUGUUGACGAGAUCGUUGCCACACUUCCGGCCGAGUCGAAGGAUCGAUUCCUGAAACUCACCUUCGAGGAGCUGUUCAGCACCGGCAAGGGCCACGAGAUCGCCAAGGAGCUAGUCAAGGGUAUUGUGAAUCGCAACAUCGCCAAGGGCUCCAACGUUGAGACUAUUGCGGAUGCGCUUCGACGUCGCUGUGGCAGCUUCUGCAGCACCGAGGACGUGGUGAUUUUCAAGGCGCAAGAGCUGCUCAAGCGUGCAUCGGAGGCUGGAGCCAACUCGGACUUGGGCCGAAACCUCUUGAAUGAGAGUCUCAAGCUUUUCCUGGAGGUGGCCGAAAACCUUCCCAUGGACUAUUUGGUCUCGGCCGUGGAUAUCUAUAUCAAUAAUGAAUUCUUUGCUGGUGCGAUCCAACUAUGUCUCAACGUCGCCGGUGUCUCCGAUAAAGCCAACCUCGCGCUCUCUUGGAUCAUGGACGGCCGUCCCGCACAGGACCCCCGCAGGGAGCACUUCUACUUCCGCAAGCAAUGUUACGACCUCGUGUCUAAGGUGAUGGUAGCCGUUGACACGCUCACCGCCAACGAUCCCGGUGUCAUCGACGGCCAACUAACCCAGAUCGCCAAGCGGAAGAACGAGGCUUAUGGCGUGAUUUCCGGCUCUCAAGACGAAGUCUUCCUGACCAGCCUGUACGACUGGUAUUUAGAACAGGGCUGGAGCGACCGCUUGCUGCAGACCCAAUCUGCGUUCGUGGUGACAUAUCUCGAGCGCAAGUCUACCGACGACAUCGCCCAUGCUGAUCUAUUAUGGCGAUACUACGCCCAGUCACAACGUUUCUUCGAGGCUGCCAAGGUUCAAUUCCAAUUGGCUCAGAGUGCGUUCAAUUUGCCAUUGAGCAAGCGGAUCGAGUACCUCGGCCGCGCCCGAGCUAAUGCAUCAACCUUUACCCCCGAUGUCGGACGUCAGUCUCGACAGCGUCUGCUGCAGGAGAUCGGAAACCUGAUUGACGUGGCCAAUAUUCAAGACGAUCUUUUGCAAAGACUAAAGGAUGACACUCGGAUUGCGGGCGAUCGUAAAGCGGAAGUCCUAAAGGACGUGGACGGCCCGGUGAUGGAUAUUAGUACGCUCUUCAACCAAUACGCCGACUCCGCUAGUUACUAUGACAUCUGCUUGCAGAUCUUUUACCUAGCAGACUACCGCAACGCAGCCGACAUCAAAGCCACCUGGCAACACCUAAUCCAAGACCUGCACACCAGCACCCAACAAGCAGGCUCACCGCAGCCCUACGAAGCCAUAAUUGAAAAAAUCCGCAGUCUAGGCUCCCGCCUCCGAAUGUCCGAAACCGUCUUCCCAGUCCGCGAACUCCUCCCAAUUCUAGAACGCUACUCUCUCGAACACCAACGCGGCACCACUUCUUCCUCCACCAACUCAUUUGCCAACUCACCCACCACGCACUGGGUAAUCGACCUAUUCCUCGAUCUGGGCGUAGCGUUCGAGUCCCUUUACGCCGUACUGGAAGCAAUGUACUACACAGACGAAGCGCCCUUCCAAGGCGCUAAUCGCCGAUACAUCGCGGCCGAUUUGGUGUAUUUGUUGCAAGGGUGGUUUAACGAUAGCGCCCAGUUGGGCGGAAUGGUUUUUGGAUCCGAGGCUGCGGCUGAGCGUGUGUCGGAAACUUUAUUGCUCAUGCAACAGAGUCCUCAUAAUGCUGCCGAGGUACGGGAGUUAAGUGAGAAGUUACGUGCGGCCAUUUCGGAUCUUUUGGCUUAG
Messenger RNA from Penicillium waksmanii, 4098 nucleotides. RefSeq names its product putative non-repetitive nucleoporin. Gene Ontology annotation, biological process: transcription-dependent tethering of RNA polymerase II gene DNA at nuclear periphery; protein import into nucleus; RNA export from nucleus. Gene Ontology annotation, cellular component: nuclear pore inner ring; nuclear pore. The transcript is spliced from 6 exons. Gene Ontology annotation, molecular function: structural constituent of nuclear pore. The coding region runs from base 1 to 4098 and encodes 1365 amino acids. NCBI's taxonomy places the organism in Eukaryota, Fungi, Ascomycota, Eurotiomycetes, Eurotiales, Aspergillaceae. The record is from RefSeq and is a predicted model, not a curated record.